Manihot esculenta (cassava) is the source of this 1187-nucleotide messenger RNA. Its product is annotated as putative clathrin assembly protein At1g25240. Bases 1 to 1131 code for a protein of 376 amino acids. Gene Ontology annotation, cellular component: clathrin-coated pit; clathrin-coated vesicle. Gene Ontology annotation, molecular function: 1-phosphatidylinositol binding; SNARE binding; clathrin heavy chain binding. The record is from RefSeq and is a predicted model, not a curated record. The transcript has a single exon. Lineage: Eukaryota; Viridiplantae; Streptophyta; Magnoliopsida; Malpighiales; Euphorbiaceae. Gene Ontology annotation, biological process: vesicle budding from membrane; clathrin-dependent endocytosis; clathrin coat assembly.
AUGAAGCUCUGGAGGAGGGCAGCCGGUGCCCUCAAGGACCAGAGAAGCAUACUCCUCGCUGGCCUCUCUCGCCGGUCAGUUUAUCGGAACCCUGAUCUCGAAACGGCAAUCAUUAAGGCAACCAAUCAUAAUGACAGCCACGUCGAUUACAAGAAUGCCCAGAUAGUCUUUGCAUGGAUUCGUAGCUCCCCAGUGACCUUAAAGCCUUUGCUUCGAGCUCUAAGUAGCCGUAUGGAGAAGACGCAGAGUUGGGUUGUGGCUCUCAAGGGUUUGAUGUUACUGCAUGACAUUUUCUCUUGCAAGACACCAGCCGUGCAAAGAAUUGGAAGGUUACCAUUUAAUUUAUCACAUUUCAUCGAUGGAGACUCGAAAAACAGCGAAAUGUGGGGAUUCAAUGCCUUUGUUCGCAGUUAUUUUGCUUAUCUGGAUCAAAGAUCUGUACACUUGUACGAGCAACCGAAGCAAAAUGAAGAACCAUUAGUGCAGGAGCUUCUCCAGCUACAAAACUGGCAAUAUUUGCUUGAUAUGCUGCUUCAAAUCAAACCAGAAGCCAAUAACAUGAGAAAAACCCUGAUACUUGAAGCCAUGGAUUGUGUUAUCAUCGAAGUAUUUGAUGUUUAUAGCAGAAUUUGUAAUGGGAUUGAUAAGAUUCCGUUGGGAAUUUACUCAGCUGGGAAGCCUGAAGCAAGCAUGGCACUUAAAGUUCUUCAAAAGGCAAUGAUUCAAGUUGAGGAUCUUGCUCUCUAUCUUCAAUUAUGCAGGAAUUUUGGCGUCUUUCACGCUAUGGAAGUCCCAAAAGUCAAUCAUAUACCAGAAAAAGAUAUCAGAAAUCUUGAACGUAUAAUUAAUGAAGUUUCUGAUAAAGCUCAAGAGAAUUAUUAUGAUUACUUGCAUGAUGAUAAAGCUAUGGUGAUAAGGGAAGAUGCUUGUGCCAUUGUUGAAGAUAAGAAACCCAAUGGAUUGCAGACGAUAAUUACAGACAAAUGGGAGGUUUUUGAUGAAGAUAAUUUCAUGUAUAGAAUUCAAGAGAAUGAACUCUUCGAUUUUAGAACAGGAAACCCUUCAAAUUGUAGUUCGGAAUCUCUUUCGCCUGUUUGUAGACAAGAAAUUCCAGAUUUAAUUAGUUUCUAGUUCUUGGAAUUGCAAUUUUGUAUUGGGAGACUUGCAACCUCAUGAGUUUAGUGAGU